This is a messenger RNA of Peronospora matthiolae, 591 nucleotides long. NCBI's taxonomy places the organism in Eukaryota, Oomycota, Peronosporomycetes, Peronosporales, Peronosporaceae. The record is from the annotation of a GenBank genome assembly.
AUGGAAAAUCCCCAAGAAGAACACUGGGUUGCAGUUAAGCGUAUCUUUCGCUACCUACAAGGCACCAAGACGCAUGGAAUUUGCUACAAGCCAAGUGAAAGGAUCGACUUCCGUGGAUAUUCGGAUGCGGAUUGGGCUGGUGAUCUUACCGACCGCAAGUCAACAUCGGGGUACACGUUCAUGCUACUCGGUGCGCCAGUCAGUUGGGGCAGCAAGAAGCAGCCAAGUGUUUCGUUGUCCACGAGUGAAGCCGAAUACAUCGCACUCAGCUUGGCAAUUCAAGAGGGCAAGUGGAUUCAUCGUCUGCUUUGUGAGAUCGUGAUGGCUGCCAAUGAAGAAGGACCGGAACUCAUGAUCCAUGAAGACAAUCAGUCGUGUAUCAAGAUGACGAAGAACCCAGUCAACCACGGCCGUGCCAAGCACAUUGAUAUCAAGUACCAUCACAUCCGUGAUGAGGUCAAGCGCGGUGAAGUGAAGCUCAAGUACUGUGAAACUGCGGUGAUGUUAGCGGACAUCAUGACGAAGGGACUUCACGGGCCACGCCACAAGGAGAUGACGGCGACUCUCGGGAUUCGUGAGCAUUCGGAUUGA